Messenger RNA from Cladocopium goreaui, 7089 nucleotides. NCBI's taxonomy places the organism in Eukaryota, Dinophyceae, Suessiales, Symbiodiniaceae. The record is from the annotation of a GenBank genome assembly.
AUGCAAGUUCAGAUGAGAAGAAAAGCGACUCCGAAAGAGAUGCAACAAGGUCAAGAAGAGAUGAGGUUAGCACAAGAAAGGUUUGAGAAAGAGGCGAAUGAAGGAGGUGAACUGCCCUUAGAAGAUGUUCAAGGUGAUGGAAAGGUAGAGGAAGUAGAGAAGGUGAAGCUGGAAGGUGCCCCAAAAAGUCUCCCAACAAAAGAAAGAGAUGAGGAAGGUAAGACCAGUCCUUUGCCACCACGAACUUCCCCUGCCGCCAUCACACCCGCCGAGCCAGGGUCAGCAUCCUCUCUCGCUGCUCAGCCUAGGAGCGCGAAUCCUCAGAAAGAACGAAGUGAGUCAGCAUCCUCUCUCGCUGCUCAGCCUAGGAGCGCGAAUCCUCAGAAAGAACGAAGUGAGUCAGCAUCCUCUCUCGCUGCUCAGCCUAGGAGCGCGAAUCCUCAGAAAGAACGAAGUGAGAAGUCUUCUGCUGGUCUUACCGCGAUGGCAAUGACACCUGGAGUAGUUGACAUGAACAAGAAAGUGGAGGAGAUGACCCCGCUUCAAAACUCAGCCGGGGUUCCAAAUCAGGGAUCAGCCACUCCGGAUGUCAUGCACACACCUUUGUUCACCGAAGAGCAAGUUAGAGACAUGGUCAUGCUGCAGAGUAGGACACCAUGGUUGUACGGAGAUCAACCAGCCCGGUCCUUUUUUCCAGCUUUUAGGAGACCUUCGUUUUUGGAAGCCGAAGAAGCCAGAAUGUCGGCUGAAUCUCAUGAGAUGUCCACCAUGAGGGCAUAUAUGAAGGAAUUGAUAAAUCAGAAUGAGGAAUUGAAACACAGGAUUCAUGCGUUGGAAACAGGGUUUGCUGUUCCCGAAGUUGAUUUGUCUUUUUCCACGCCAAAUGGAAGAGGAGAACGUCCAUCAGCCGAGACAGGAGCUGCUGGAUUUACAGAAAAGUCACUUGAGUUUAUGUGUCUGAUGAUGGAAAAUAUGAAAGAGCUGCAGCGCAAGUAUCAAGAAGACCGAGAAGAAGGAGGAUCAAUCAGAGGGAUUGAGGUAGUUCGAUCUGGUGCUCAAGAAUUACCUCCUUUGCCUGCUUGGUCGUCGAAUCAAUCGCCACUUCAAUUGAGCGAUUGGCUGCUGCUCAUCGAACCGGUGGUUUCAGAUUUGACUGCAACUGCUGAAACCUGGUGGAAGACCCUUCUCAAAGAGGCCGAGGGUUGGUAUCAGUCUCAUAUGAAGAUGUCACCUCUUGAACGUCUCCAACAUGGACAUGGAACUCCACCUUCUUUGACACAGGAAAAAUGGCAGCGAUUGGAGCGACGCAUGUCCACGAUGAUGCUUCAAGCGAUGCCUGAACAAGUUCGUGAAGAGCUUGUGUCCACCAGAAGGAUGAGUGUGUUCUCCAUCAUCACACACCUCUAUGUGAUCUACUGUCCAGGUGGUAUCUCCGAAAAACAGAACCUCCUGAAAAACCUUGAGGAUCCUGCGGAAGUCCAAACAUUGGGAGAUGCUCCAAUGGCUUUGAGAAAGUGGAUCAGGUGGCGUCAGAGGGCCACCGAAAUCGGAGCGAUCACGCCUGAUCCUGCUCUUCUUGUUCGUGGGCUUUUGAGGAUGACAAAGAAGGUUUUGGAAACAAAUCGAGAACUACAAUUUCGAGUGUCGCUUGCACGUCAUGGGUUAGGCAUAGAUACGGUGCCGACCUUGGAGAGUGUGACGCAGUUUGCAAUGCACCUCCUCUCUGAGUGCGAGCAGUUGUCGCAAAUGGAGAAGAAGACCGUCCCCAACAACGCCAAGAAGGUUGUCAAGUGCAAGUUCUACCUGACUCCAGAAGGCUGCAGAAAGGGCCGUGAUUGCAAGUUCUCUCACACUGAAAAGACGGAAAAAGGCGAUGCUACGUCUGUGGGAACAGGUGAGGGAUCGCCUCCGAAGCAGAAGGGCGCAAAAGUUGAAGAAGGAGUGAAGACAGGUGAAGUAAAGACAGGUGAGGAGACAAAGGAAGAGUCUGAGACGAUGAAGGGGCUGAUUGAAGAAGCCAACAAGAUGCUCAGAUCACUCACAUCUCACUCGACUUCAUCUCCCAAUUCCUCUUCGGCAUCAAACAGAGAUGAAGACAGCCGAAGUGAAAUGCUGUCACGCCUUCAGGCUCAGCUCAAUUCCCUGAAGGUCUUCAAGCUUGGGCGCAUUGGCGCUGGUCUGGGUCGAGGUCUCAUUGACAGUGGGGCCACUCAUGCGUUGCGUCCAUCAAGAGAAGAAGAGGACACCCACAAGUUGAAAGAAGUUUCUGUCACUUUGGCAGAUGGCAAGUCCAUUCAGUUGCACAUGUCCCCAGGUGGCUCCAUGAUCACCUCAGACCAGAACAUUGAGCCGAUUGUGCCUAUGGGUUCUUUGAUCGAUGCCCUAGGCUGUGUGGUGUCGUGGUCGAAGGGAGCUCUUCAAGUCCAACAUCCAAUCCGAGGUCUUUUACCAGUUGAAGACUGUGGAGGUUGUCCACAGAUUCCAAGGAAGUUGGCAUUGGAGCUAAUCUCUGAGAUCGAAGACUGCAACAAAGGCGUCUCAUUGAAUCGCCUAGACAUAGAAGAAGAGCUUGGAUGGAUGAGAAGGCUUCUACAAGCUCACCCAGUUUUGUCUCGUCUUCCUGACUGGCUCCAAAAGAAGCUUGUGGUCCAGCCGGGAGAAUGGGAAUCUUUGCCUUUGAAUCGACGUCAGCGACGAACGUUGAAAACUGAGGGAUUUGCACUGCACUUGUACUCUGGAGAGGACUCAGGUCACACACUUCAGCGAUCUAUGAGGUGUCAAGGCAGUAAGACAAGGAGGCUUUUGGAAGUGGAUGUAAAGAAGGGGCAAGCGUAUGACAUGCUUGCUGACGAAGGGAUCUAUGCCACUCUCUUGCGAGCUGCGCUUUCAGGAAAGAUUCUGGCUGUCUUGGGUGGCCCGAACUGCAGAAGUCGAAGUGUGCUCCGACAUCGACCAAUUGAAGGCCAACCAUGGGCCCCCCGUCCAGUGCGUUGCUGGGAGGGAGGGGAAUUUGGAGCACACUGGAUCAACAAGAAAGAAGAAAAGAUGAUUCAAGAAGAUGACACUCUUCUUUGGCGAAUGAUUUUCUUGUACAUGAUUUCAGAGUAUGUCCGCAAGGCACAGUUGCGACCAGAUCCUGUUCACUUUGCGUUGGAACAACCUGCAUCUCCAAAGACUUAUCAACCUGCAGCUGUGUCGUUUUGGGACACCACUGAGUGGCAUGAUUUGAGAAAGGAGUUUCAGUUGAAGGAGGUCACUUUCAAUCAGGGAUGUCUUGGAGGUAUGGCAACAAAACCCACCACUUUGGGCACUACGUUUGAUUUGUGCUUGGAGGAUCACAAGAUGGGUCCUCUUCUACCUGCGCAACCUGUGGAAAGCUCAAAACAGUUGGAAAGAUGGGCACCUGGACUGAUGAACGCUGUCAGCGAAGCGGUCAUAACUCAGGUGUUCAAGGGGACACCGCAACUCAGGGCUCUCACCUAUGAAGAGCAUGUUGCUUUUGGUCAUGUUCCAUAUCGCCGUGACUGUCCUGUUUGCCUGCAAUCCUCCCAACAGAUCUUUCCUCAUCGACGAAACAAACAUCCACAAACAGGAGUUCUUGCUCUUGACACAUGUGGGCCUCUUUUACCAUCAAGCGAUGUUGGUGGCUGGAAGUGUCGAUAUUUUUUGGCUGGUGCUUACACAUACAUGGUUCCAAAGGGCACAGAAAAGAUGAUAGGUCAACCCGAAGAAGAAGGUGGUCUUGAAGAGGCACCAGUGCUUGAUCUUUUUGCCGAGGAGCCUGAAGGUGAUGAUCAGGAAGCUGAUGAACAGCCUCCUGAUGGCCUCUUGCCAAGAGGUGCAGAACUUCCUGAGGAGUCAAAGAAGGCGAGGGAAGUCACAAGAGUAGCGAUGGAGAUGGUUCUCAAACUGAAGAUUGAUGGAUAUCAUGUGAAUCGUAUCCACAGCGAUAGAGGCCACGAAUUCCUUGGGCUGGAUAAGAAGCCAGAGUUCCCCCGCUUUCUUCAAGAAGUCUUGGUGAGGAGGAGGAGGUGGAAGAAACAGGCGUUUGAGCCUAUGGUGGAAGUUGCAAGAUACCUCGGACCUGCACCCGAGGACAAUGGCCAUUGGAUCAAGGUGAACGAUGAAGCACCGAGAGUCACUCGAUGCUACAUGCAGAAAGCCAUAGAACGACCUGAAGAAGGAACUACAGUGCGUAGGUUGAAAAUGGAGGAGAAAGAAGAAGGUGAGGAUGAGGCUGUGAGAUUGGCAAAGAUGAGGAACAGGUUUACAAGAAUGGUCGAGGAGGAGACUAAGGCGAUGUUGGAUGAUUCUCCUGAAAUGAUCACAGAAGAGAUUGACAUCUUGGCCAAGCUCAAAAAGAUGCUUGACUCUCAAGAGAAGGGCGAAGAUGAUGAAGUCCUCCAAACGAAAAUCAUCUCCCUUCUUGAGGUCUCAAAGAACUGGAAUGAUUGGCUUCCGGCAGUGGAUGCUGAAGUCACGUCACUGUUAGAAGAGAAGGAAGCCUUCGAGGAGGUAAGUGGAGAAAGGUUGGAGGAGCUCUUGAAGGAUGCAGAAAAAAGGGGCAUACCAGUGGAGUUUCUCCCAUCAAAGUUGGUCUGCACAAAGAAGCCAGGAAAAAGAGGUGGCCGCAACAAGAUUCGAUGGGUCAUCUGUGGAAACUUCGAGCAGGUCAAAGAGGGAGAGAACACGUUUAGCUCUGGUGCAGAUGCCUCUGCACUGCGCCUUCUGAUCGUUGCGGCAUCAAAAUUCCAAUGGGAGGCUGGGACCAUUGACAUCAAAACAGCCUUCCUGAAUGCCACCAUGUGCCCUGAAGACCAGCCAAGCUUGUUGCUGGUCAAACCUCCUAUGCUGCUUUUGGAAAAGAAGUACAUGAAGCCAGGAACAUACUACAUGCCCAAGCGCGCGGUCUAUGGACUUCGCCGAUCACCAAAGCUCUGGGGUGAUUGCAGAGAUGAUGAAUUGGAAGUCAUGAAACUGGAAGUGGAGGAGGAAGAAGGUCAGAUGACAUCACUCCGACUCUGCCCUCUGGCAUCAGAGCCAAACUUGUGGAGGAUUGAAGCUGAGGAGAGGGAAGCUGAGUCUGACACUCAGUCGAACUUUGUGGUAGAUGCCGUCAUGGAAAAGAUCAGAACUAUCUGGACCACCUCAGAACCAGAUCAAGUAGGAGAAAAGCCUAUACGAUUCCUAGGCGUCGAGAUCUCAAAGACCUUUGAUGUCACCAAGAAUCGCGACGUUUGGUAUGUCAACCAACAGUCCUACAUCAAGGACCUUCUUGCGCAAGAUCAAGAAGCUCCAGACAGAAAGAUCCCAAUCACAAAAGAUCAGAGUCAACUUCCAGAGGAAGAAGGAAGAACACCAGAGCUGAUUCGUUCAGCUCAGAAAGCCACCGGUGAGAUGCUCUGGCUGGUGACACGCACCCGCUUGGACCUCAUGUAUGCCGCCCCUCAGAAGGUCCUCCAGAUCUACCAGCAGAUCAAGGGGUAUCUCAAAAGCACUAUGGAUGAAGGCAUCUGCUUUGAUGCUGCUGGAGCAGAGACCUUGAUGAUUGAGGCCAUGUCAGACGCCAGUUUUGCACCUGAAGGAGAUGUCAGCCACGGAGCCUUCAUCAUCAUGGUAGCUUCUUGCCCUGUUUUUUGGCGAAGUGGUCGUCAAAGUUUUGUGACGCUCAGCACAGCAGAAGCGGAGAUGAUGGAGAUUGUGGAGAGCAUGGUGGCUGGAGAAUCAAUUGGUGCCAUAGCUGAUGAGCUGUUUGGCCCUCUGCAGCGAAAAUCUUGGACAGACUCUCAGUCUGCCCAAUCAAUUUUGACCACUGACGGAGGAUCAUGGCGCACACGUCAUUUGCGACUGAGAGCAUCAGCUGCCAGGAGUUCAAUCUUGCAGGGCACCUGGUUUCUUCAACAUGUCGCGGGAAAUCAAAUGAUCGCUGACAUUGGCACCAAGCCAUUAGCUUCAGAAAGAAUCAGGUACUUGAAGAAGGAGAUGAACCUGGUUCAAGUACCACAACCGAAAGAGCAUGAGAAGAAAGAAGAGAAGGUUUUUGAAGAAAAAGGAGAAGGCGUAGGCAUUCAGAAAGCAGCAGCAGCAUUGAAGCUGCUCACAUUGGGUGCUGCGAUCUCAGCUGCCAAAGGAGAACAUGAAGAAACAGAAAAAGAAGAUCAGGAAAAUUCAACCCUCGAGCUCAAAGUCAUGAUGGUCGUUUUUGCGUUGAUCAUCGUGCUUCUCACGAUCGUGAGCCAGCAUUUGUGGAAGGUAGGAGUAAGGAGGCUGGAAAUGUCUUGGUCAAACCAAGCUGGAUCGUCUUCCCGAAGUCUCCCUGCAGGUGCUGCUGCUCAAAGAGAAGAAGAAGAAAAGGAAAAUGGUGGUGAAGGGAUGGCCGCUGUGGCAGGACAACUGUCACAGCGACCCACGUACCUCCCACCAGGCGAAGGGUCUUCUUCGCCACUUGAAGAUUCAACCUCUUCAUCAGAGGACACUCCGUAUCGUCCAUUAGAUGAGCGCCACAUCCCUGGGUUCGACUUGGAUCGAGUCAUGCAGGAGAUAGCAGAUGAAGAAACCAACCUCUACGAGGAAGCACAGAGAAAUCCAGAAAGAUUCCAGAACUAUGAGAACAGCGAGGAAAGAGCUAGAGCAGCUUUCCAAGUUUUGACCACUCGGUAUGGCCGAGUUUAUCACUAUCAGAGCCAGUGCAGGUACCUGUCGUCUGUCCAGACAGGAGCCAAUCGAGAAUCUGCCUGGUGUCGCAUUUGCUGGGCCAUUACCGCUCAAACGCGUGGACCCCCACCACCAGGAGUUCCACUUUGGAUUGAUCACUGGGGUGGAGAUUAUCACGUGGAUUCAAGAUGCCCACGCUGCGAUCCAGAAAAGAUGUUUCCAGCAUGCCCAGGAUGUGGUGAGAGCGCAGGUUAGAUCUUUUUCCUUUUAUUUGCACAAUAGAAGCAGCUUGAGCCUGAAUCUUGGGAUGACCUCACGAUAUCCCAAGGGAGGAGUGCAGAAUGCAUUCCAUUUUGACCAUACCUGUCAGGCAUUUUGACUUGCUGCAGAUUUCACAUUUGCCGAUUUUCUGUAGCUGCUUUUUCUAACUCAAGC